Messenger RNA from Coregonus clupeaformis (lake whitefish), 4057 nucleotides. RefSeq lists its product as uncharacterized. The record is from RefSeq and is a predicted model, not a curated record. NCBI's taxonomy places the organism in Eukaryota, Metazoa, Chordata, Actinopteri, Salmoniformes, Salmonidae. Bases 70 to 3273 code for a protein of 1067 amino acids. The transcript has 27 exons.
CUGUUUUCGUAUUACAUUGAAGAUCAGAUGAUCAUUGUGAGGCUCUGCAGCGUCAGCUAAAAUUGAAAUAUGAGCAACAAGAAAAAUAAGACUAGUGCUCCAGAGAUGAACAACCAGCCUCUCCCAGCUGCAGCACAAACACCUGCAGAUACUACUAACAAGGACACUGGAGUUUACGACGCCACAACAAGCGGAAACAAACAUCCCCCAGGCCACAAGAAUGCUAAAAAUAUGUUGAGGAUGGAGAAAUUCUUCACUUUUUUGGCUGGGAAUACUCUGGGGUCUCAUGUGGAAUUCAAUCAUCGUCUCACCACACAAAGAGGUCUGACUGAGGUGAUGUCACCAGAGCAGAGUGAUGUCAUCUUGUCUUUCUUUCCCAUCAUCUCUCAUGCUGGGACUGAUAUUGAAGCAGCACUGCAGCAGAUUCCAGAUGGUAAACCUGUCAUUCUGGUAGUGCUGCAUCACACCUUCAACUCAGACUACACUGUACCUGACAGUAGCAGACUAGUGACCAGAGGUGAUGUAAUACUCACAGUGGACUGUCUCUUUCAUGAGAGCAAAGGACUACUGGAGUGUCCACGCAAUGAAGAAGCAAUUAGAAAGAUUCUGGACAGGCCAGAAAUACAGCCAAAGACAAGUAAGCCUGCUGCUCCAGAGAAGACCAGACAGAUCCCGCCCGCUGCUUCACAUCCACCUGAAGAUACUACUAACAAGGACACUGGAGUUUACGACGCCACAACAAGCGGAAACAAACAUCCCCCAGGCCACAAGAAUGCUAAAAAUAUGUUGAGGGUGGAGAAAUUCUUCACUUUUUUGGCUGGGAAUACUCUGGGGUCUCAUGUGGAAUUCAAUCAUCGUCUCACCACACAAAGAGGUCUGACUGAGGUGAUGUCACCAGAGCAGAGUGAUGUCAUCUUGUCUUUCUUUCCCAUCAUCUCUCAUGCUGGGACUGAUAUUGAAGCAGCACUGCAGCAGAUUCCAGAUGGUAAACCUGUCAUUCUGGUAGUGCUGCAUCACACCUUCAACUCAGACUACACUGUACCUGACAGUAGCAGACUAGUGACCAGAGGUGAUGUAAUACUCACAGUGGACUGUCUCUUUCAUGAGAGCAAAGGACUACUGGAGUGUCCACGCAAUGAAGAAGCAAUUAGAAAGAUUCUGGACAGGCCAGAAAUACAGCCAAAGACAAGUAAGCCUGCUGCUCCAGAGAAGACCAGACAGAUCCCGCCCGCUGCUUCACAUCCACCUGAAGAUGCUGUUAACGAUGCUAACAUCAACACUGGAGUUGACAAACGCCCUCCAGGUCCCAAGAACUCUGCGAUUACAAGCCAACCUAAACAGCAGGACUAUCCAAAAAAUGCUAUCAUCAACAAGGCCGAAGAUCCAAGCCAACCUAAUGCAAAUGUAGACCCUGAAAUUCAGGACAGUGCAAGAGAAGACAGAAAUGAACUUCCCCCAGGGGCCAAGGAUGUUGAACUUCAAAGCAAAACAGAAGAGGCAAAAAGGUGUAGUACUACUCCAGAACCAACCAACCAGCCCUCUCCAGCUCCUGCUAAAGCAUCUGAAGAUGCUGUCAUCAAGGAGGCCAGAGACUCAACAUGUGAAGAUCCAAACCAGCUUCAUGCAGAUGUAGACACUGGAGUUCAAGAUAGUACAAGAGAAGACAAAAACAAACGUCCUCCAGUCCCCAUGGAUGUAAAACUUCAAAGCAAAACUACAGAGACGAGUAAGCCCACUAUUCCAGAAGAGACUAGUCAGCCCUCCCCAGCUGCUGCAACACCUGAAGAUGCUACUAAUGACGACACCGGAUUUCACAACCUUACAAGAGCAGAUGGAAACCAUCCCCCAGGCCCCAAGAAUGUUGAACAUGAAAGCAAAACUAAAGAGAAAAAUAAGACUAGUGCUCCAGAGAUGAACAACCAGCCUCUCCCAGCUGCAGCACAAACACCUGCAGAUACUACUAACAAGGACACUGGAGUUUACGACGCCACAACAAGCCGAAACAAACAUCCCCCAGGCCCCAAGAAUGCUAAAAAUAUGAUGAGGAUGGAGAAAUUCUUCACUGUUGUGGCUGGGAAUACUCUGAGGUCUCAUGUGGAAUUCAAUCAUCGUCUCACCACACAAAGAGGUCUGACUGAGGUGAUGUCACCAGAGCAGAGUGAUGUCAUCUUGUCUUUCUGUCCCAUCAUCUCUCGUGCUGGGACUGAUAUUGAAGCAGCACUGCAGCAGAUUCCAGCUGGUAAACCUGUCAUUCUGGUAGUGCUGCAUCACACCUUCAACUCAGACUACACUGUACCUGACAGUAGCAGACUAGUGACCAGAGGUGAUGUAAUACUCACAGUGGACUGUCUCUUCCAUGAGAGCAAAGGACUACUGGAGUGUCCACGCAAUGAAGAAGCAAUUAGAAAGAUUCUGGACAGGCCAGAAAUACAGCCAAAGACAAGUAAGCCUGCUGCUCCAGAGAAGACCAGACAGAUCCCGCCCGCUGCUUCACAUCCACCUGAAGAUGCUGUUUACGAUGCUAACAUGAACACGGGAGUUGACAAACGUCCUCCAGGUCGCAAGAACUCUGCAAUUACAAGCCAACCUAAACAGCAGGACUAUUCAAAAAGGUCGAGGAUGGACAAAUUCUUCACUGUUGUGACUGGGAAUACUCUGGGGUCUCAUGAGGAAUUAUUUGAUCAUCUCACUGCCAAUAGACACUUAACUAAAGUGACGUCACUAGAGGAGAGUGAUGUCAUCUUGGCUUUCUGUUCCAUUGUCUCUCGGUCUGGGACUGAUAUUGAAGCAGCACUGAAGCAGAUUCCAGCUGGUAAACCUGUCAUUCUGGUAGUGCUGCAUCACACCUUCGAUCCAGACUACACUGUACCUGACAGUAGCAGACUAGUGACCAGAGGUGAUGUAAUACUCACAGUGGACUGUCUCUUCCAUGAGAGCAAAGGACUACUGGAGUGUCCACGCAAUGAAGCAGCAGUCAAAGACAUUUUGAAGAAGCUUGACAUACGUCCUGAGACUAAAAAUGAAGCACGAGUCAAUAGGGCUCAUGAGAGGCAAACUGUACAGCCAAUGGAGACAAGCUGUUGUUGCAAUUUCCUCAACAUCUGCUGCUGCUGUUUUCUACCCUCCAGCGAGACAAGCUGUUGUUGCAAUUUCCUCAACAUCUGCUGCUGCUGUUUUCUACCCUCCAGCGAGACAAGCUGUUGUGACAUUAUCUGCCGUCGACCUUCCAUUGUAUGUCCUACAGAGGACCAGAACACUCCCCUUAUAAGAUAAAGAAGUGUGUAAACAGUAUUGCAUAAAUACUGCUAUUGCAUAAAUACUGAUAUUGAUUCUGAUACUUCCCCCUUACUGAGCACCAUACACAUUGUGUGGUCCUUUUGUAAUGCAUCCAAUGACUAUAACUGAAAUCAAUUGCAGAAAGUACAUUUUCUGAUGAUUAUUACAUUUUGUGAUGUAUUGUUUUCAUUAUUAGGGGAAAUGGACACAUGAACCUCAAUCAUCUGAAAUUAGGCUACUAUAACAUGUAGUAGUAUAUGCUCUUUCCAAGCCGUGUACCUGUAUAUUUACUUUAUGCAUAGGCCUAGGCUACAACAUCAAACAUAAACCAAAAAUGUGUGCUUAAACAAACAUGAUAUAGGAGUCUGAUUCUAAGAUCAAUGGUACUUAGUACAAUCAAUAGAUUGAUAAUGACUGAGAUGGUUAUACCUGUGAUAAAACAAUCCAAUAAUUAAAUAUUACAAACUGGGAAGUUUGGUUCCUGGAUGUUGAUUGGCUGAAAGCUGUGUUAUAUGAGACAUUUUUGCCGCGUUCACGUGCUGGUCGGAAUUCGGAAAUGUCUGACUUGCUAAGUGGUUGAAUGCGGCACAUGUAUAACUACAACCAGUUAGCAAGUCGAAAAUGUCAAAGUUUCUCAGUUCCGACUAGCAUGUGAACGCAACAUAUAAACCGGGUAGUCUGGGUCCUGGAUAAUGAUUGGUUGAAAGCUGUGGUAUGUCAGACAAUAUACCACGGGUAUGACUUGUUUACUGUUCUAAUUAUGUUGGUAACCAGUUUAUAA